GUUAUGAGCUGCAAUUCCGCCUGGGUCCUACUUUGCAAGGCAAGCAUGUUACAGUGUCUACAAACUACCCAGCUCCUGGAGAAUUGUUUGAUCGCCACAAGUUCAGAUGCUUAACGUGGCACAACCCAACAGGAAAAGAAGAUGAUUCUGACAAAUAUUGUAAAUUAGAACUCCAGAUUUCUGGAUCAUACCAAUAUUACUUCACUCAUGAGAAUCAGAAAGGUGGUGGAGGUUAUCUAGUUGUUGAUCCUAUUUUACGUGUUGGUGCUGACAAUCAUGUCUUGCCCUUGGAUUGUGUUACACUCCAGACAUUCCUAGCCAAGUGUCUGGGACCAUUUGAUGGAUGGGAAGAUCGUCUUAAAGUUGCAAAAGAAGCUGGUUAUAACAUGAUUCAUCUAACCCCAGUGCAGAAACUUGGUCUGUCUAGAUCAUGUUACUCAUUGGCUGAUCAGCUGGAAGUUAAUCCUGACUUUUCAUCUUCCAGCAAAAAAUGUUCUUGGAAUGAAAUGGGGAAACUAGUCGAAAAAAUGAAAAAUGAAUGGAAUAUGCUUUGCGUUACAGAUGUAGUCUACAAUCACACUGCUUCAAACAGUGAAUGGGUGACUCAGCAUCCCGAGUGCGGGUACAACCUUAUAAACUCCCCUCACUUGAAACCAGCCUGGCUUUUGGACCGAGCACUUUGGCAUUUCACCUGCAAAAUGGCUGCGGGCAAAUACAGUGACAAAGGACUGCCGCCACUUAUUGAAAAUGACCAACAUUUGAAUUGUAUCCGUAAAAUCUUUUGGGACGAUAUUUUUCCCAAGAUAAAAUUAUGGGAAUUCUUCCAAGUUGAUGUUAACAAAGCAGUGCAGCAAUUUAAAACACUUUUAACUAAAGGUAAACAAAAUAACUCAGAUUCUUUAUACACAAAAAAUUUAUUAGCCAUUUAUCAGUAUCCACUUCAUUAUUGCUUUUGCAGGUACUUUACCUACCCAUUUAAAGACCUAACCCUGGAGGAGGAGGAAGUUAUGAUGCACCAGCCUGACAAAGCAAGUUAUUUUAUGGCCUUCAAUGGUUGGGUGAUGGGAGAUGAUCCUCUGAAAAAUUUUGCUGAACCAGGUUCAAAUGUCUACCUUAGAAGAGAGCUUAUUUGCUGGGGUGAUAGCGUCAAGCUGCGAUAUGGGAAUAAACCAGAAGACUGCCCAUAUCUAUGGGCUCACAUGAAAAAAUAUACUGAAAUUACUGCCAAAUAUUUCCAUGGAGUGCGUCUUGACAAUUGCCACUCUACUCCUCUUCAUGUGGCUGAGUAUAUGAUGGACACAGCUAGAAAAUUACGGCCCAACUUGUAUAUAGUGGCUGAACUGUUCACUGGAAGUGAAGAGCUGGACAAUAUCUUUGUGAAUAAAUUGGGCAUUAGUUCUUUAAUAAGAGCAUCGAUCUGCUUACGAUGCCCUUCCCAGCUCAACAAUUGUUUCCAUGGCCUGCUGUGCUACAGGAAGCACCAGAGGGUACGAUGAACUGGUGCCACAUCAGGUCUUCGUAGACCAAGUUGAUGAAGAUAUUGUGGCUGUGACCAGGCAUUGCCCUAAUACACACCAGUCCGUUGUGGCUGUUUCCCGAACAGCUUUCAGAAACCCUAAGACUUCCUUCUAUAGUCAAGACGUUCCCCAAAUGUGUAUUCCAGCUCAAGGAAAGUAAAAUAAUAAAGCAAGCUUCAAUUUCCACAAAAGGUCCUAAUGAAUUUGUUCAGGAAAUAGAAUUUGAAAAGCUUACACCAGGGAGCGUGAUCAUAUUUAGAGUUAGCCUGGAUCCAAAGGCACAAGAUGCUGUAGGAGUACUUCGUAACCAUCUAAUCCAGUUCAGUCCUCACUUUAAAUCUGGAAGUCUGCCUGAUGACAGUUCAGAAGCUAUACUGAAAACCCCCUUUUCGGUUAUUGCAUCAAAAUUAACAUUGGCGGAUCUAAAUCAACUACUGUAUCGUUGUGAUGCAGAAGAACAAGAAGAUGGUGGUGGAUGUUACGACAUACCAAACUGGACACCUCUUAAAUAUGCAGGCCUUCAAGGAAUAAUGUCAGUGAUGGCAGAAAUACGACCAAAUAAUGACUUGGGCCAUCCUUUCUGUGGCAACUUGAGAGCUGGAGAUUGGAUGAUUGACUAUGUGAGCAAUCGCUUAAUUUCUCGUGCUGGAGCUUGCUCCGAUGUUGGGAAGUGGCUGAAAGCAAUGUUUAUCUACUUGAAGCGGGUCCCUCGUUAUCUCAUUCCAUGUUAUUUUGAUGCUAUAUUAGUGGGUGCAUAUACUACCCUUCUUGACUUGGUUUGGAAACAGAUGUCCAGCUUUGUUCAGAAUGGUUCAACGUUUGUUAAACAUCUUUCCUUGGGCUCAGUCCAGAUGUGUGGAAUAGGAAAAUAUCCAUCUUUGCCACCUCUGUCUCCUGCCUUAAAGGAUGUCCCUUAUAGGCUGAAUGAGAUUACAAGAGAAAAAGAACAGUGCUGUGUUUCUUUAGCAGCUGGUUUACCUCAUUUCUCAUCUGGCAUUUUCCGUUGCUGGGGGAGAGACACCUUUAUUGCACUGAGAGGACUGAUGUUAGUUACUGGACGCUACUUAGAAGCAAGGAACAUAAUAUUAGCAUUUGCCGGCACCCUAAGGCAUGGUCUCAUUCCCAAUCUGCUUGGCCAAGGUACUCAUGCCAGGUACAAUUGUCGUGAUGCUGUGUGGUGGUGGCUUCAGUGUGUACAAGAUUAUUGUAAAACCGUUCCAAAUGGCACAGACAUUCUCAACUGUCCGAUAUCUAGAAUGUAUCCUACUGAUGAUUCUCUACCUCAGCCAGCAGGCAAAAUGGAUCAGCCAUUAUAUGAAGUGAUCCAGGAAGCAAUGCAAAAGCACGCCCAAGGCAUAGAUUUCCGAGAGAGGAAUGCUGGCCCACAAAUAGAUCGAAAUAUGAGAGAUGAAGGCUUUAAUGUAACUGCAGGAGUGGACAUGGAAACAGGCUUUGUCUUUGGAGGGAACCGUUUUAAUUGUGGUACCUGGAUGGAUAAGAUGGGAGAGAGUGAUAAAGCUCGCAACAAAGGAAUUCCAGCAACUCCAAGAGAUGGUUCUGCUGUGGAAAUUGUUGGUCUAUGCAAAUCAACAGUUCGCUGGUUACAGGAAUUGUCGGUGAAGAAGUUAUUUCCAUAUCCUGGAGUUACUGUGAAAAAACAUGGGAGAGACGAGACCUUUACAUACGAUCAGUGGAACAGAAAAAUCCAAGCCCAUUUCGAAAAGCUGUUUUUUGUCUCUGAAGACCCAAAUGAUCCCAACGAGACACAUCCAACUCUGGUUCAUAAGCGGAGCAUAUACAAAGACAGUUACGGAGCAUCAAGUCCUUGGUGUGAUUAUCAGCUGAGGCCCAAUUUCCCUAUAGCAAUGGUUGUGGCACCUGAAAUGUUCUUUCCUGAGCAUGCUUGGAAAGCACUUGAAACGUUAGAGAAAAAAUUACUUGGUCCACUUGGGAUGAAAACUUUAGACCCAGAUGAUAUGGUUUAUUGCGGUGUUUACGAUAAUGCCUUAGACAAUGAUAAUUAUAAUGUUUCUAAAGGAUUCAAUUACCAUCAAGGACCUGAAUGGCUUUGGCCAAUUGGAUAUUUCCUUCGUGCCAAGCUAUACUUCUCCAAGUUAAUUGGUCCAGAGAUCUAUGCAGAGACUGUGUUUUUGAUUAAGAAUGUUCUUUCUCGCCAUUAUGUUCAUCUUGAGAGGUCUCCUUGGAAAGGGCUUCCAGAAUUGACUAAUGAAAAUGGUCAAUAUUGUCCGUUCAGCUGUGAAACUCAGGCUUGGUCAAUUGCUGUGGUCCUUGAGGUUCUCUAUGAUUUGUAACAGUAGUUGUCUGUCGUAUAAAACUGCUAGCUUUUGUCUGGAAUGCAAAUAACAAUGCUUGUCUUAUUGUUAAAAAUCCUACUGAUAGACGUUGUUAAUGCCUAUUGUUCCUUGGCAACUGUUAGGACUGUGCGAGUGUUCAUCAUUUGAGAAUCACACCAGAAUCUUUAAAAUCAAUGAGUGUAUCUUAAAAUAUGCUCAAUAUGUAUAUGAAGUAUAAAAGCAUAGAAAAUUAGACUUUGAUAUGUUUCAAAUGCCACGUAUCUUCUAUUUCCACAUGUUCUAUUUCAGAAACCAAUUAGAAUGGUAGCCCUGAUUUAAGGUACCUCUAUAUAGGUAGUCUUCAACUUACAACCAAUUGCUUAGUUCCAAUGAACUUACUUGGGGGAUACUGAUAACUCAGAUUCAAAGUUCUGACAGUGGGUCCCGCCACGGUUAUGUGACUGCACUUCAGGCCCUUGGCAAGUGAGCUGCAUUUAUGGCUGUUUGCAGUGGCCUACAGCCACCUGACCAUGUUUUACUAUGGUUUUGCCAAAAAUUGGCAUUUACUUUCGCUAUUCAGCCAAACUGCACCCAUAGCAAACCAUUGCUUCUUUAACAACCAUGUUCCCUUAACAACUACUGCAAAAAAGGCUGUAAAAUCAACCUUUUCUUUAUUUUGCAACCAUCACGAGUUAUGACCACGAUGAGCAGUCUCCAUUAUAGUUAUAAUUUGAUUACUACCUGAAUUUUACAUUUAAGAGCCUUAGAAGCAUAGUACAUCGGACCAGUGGUCCCAUAUUCUGCUCCCCAGUAGCAAUGUUAUAGAAAUAAUAUCCCCCUGCUAAGCAGGACAUGAAUAAAAGAGCUCUCUCCCAUUCAAUGUUACUUGGGAAGGGAUCCAGAGAAGCCCAUUACAUCCGUUACUGAAAAUGCUGGUUAGAAUGGCUAACCAGCAUUAAUCCUGGAUGAGUCAAAUCCCUUCCAAAAGAAAUUUACCAAAACUAUGCCUUGUGUUAGCAAAUUCCCAAUGCUGUUUGAAUAACUUUAUCUACUGUAAUGUCCCACCAUUUAGCUGGCCCUAGAUUCUAGUAUUUUGAGAGUAAGAGGGAGGAAUCUCUCCCACUCUAUCCAUAAAAUGUUAAUAUACCUUUAACCUUUGUCCCCUCCCUUUCUUACCUUCUUGUAAAAACUUUAAAGACACCUUUCCCUCUAUUUUCUUUUUACAAUAGGGCAUAAUUAAUUUGGAGCCAGACUUUGGUUUUCUGUGGCUUAUAUGCUCCAAAUGGGAGCCCUUGCACUGCUCGUUCAGAAUCGUUGAAAAUCUCAAAGCAUACCCAGUGGAGAAGG
Thamnophis sirtalis is the source of this 5158-nucleotide messenger RNA. The record is from RefSeq and is a predicted model, not a curated record. NCBI's taxonomy places the organism in Eukaryota, Metazoa, Chordata, Lepidosauria, Squamata, Natricidae.